Cydia pomonella (codling moth) is the source of this 10458-nucleotide messenger RNA. RefSeq names its product talin-1-like. Gene Ontology annotation, molecular function: actin filament binding; integrin binding. Bases 27 to 10370 code for a protein of 3447 amino acids. Gene Ontology annotation, cellular component: cytoskeleton; plasma membrane; focal adhesion. The transcript has 85 exons. Gene Ontology annotation, biological process: cell-cell adhesion. Lineage: Eukaryota; Metazoa; Arthropoda; Insecta; Lepidoptera; Tortricidae. The record is from RefSeq and is a predicted model, not a curated record.
AACUUGUAGUCUGGAUCGGAUAAAAUAUGUCGUCAUUAUCGCUGAAGAUAAUUCUAGAAGAUGGUGCGGUGACGCGUACGAUGAAGUUCCCAAAUGGCUGCACCGUCGCAGACGCCGUGCAGAUUGUAGAGGAGAAGGUUCUCACCGGGGCUGCGGGGAAAGACUAUGGACUCUUCCUCACUUCAGCAGACGACGAACUCUCAGGAUGCUGGUUAGAAGACCCUCGCCGUUUAGACUACUACCUGCUGAAGGAUGGAGACAGCCUGCAGUACCGCUGCAGAGUGAGGACCCUCAAGAUUAGAAUGUUGGAUGGAUCAGUGAAGACGAUGCAAGUGGACGAGAGCAAAUCCGUGGAGACUCUCAUGAUGAACGUGUGCUCCAAAUUGGGGAUCACCAACCACGAGGAGUACGGGCUGUGCCGCGAAGAUGAACCGAUGGAGGAGCACCCAACCACGGGCACCCUGACCUUAAAAAGGAAACACCAGCAUAAAGAGAAGGACGCUGCUCUGCAGCAGCUCAGCAAGAAGCUUAAAACUGAUGACAAUGUGGAAUGGCUGGAACAACACAAAACCCUCCGAGAGAUGGCGGUCGCUCCCACGGAAACGCUCCUUCUAAAGAGACGGCUGUUCUACUCUGAUAGAAAGGUGGACGCGAGAGAUCCGGUCCAGUUGAACUUGCUAUACGUACAGGCAAGAGACGCGGUGCUGGAGGGGAGGCAUCCUGUUACGGAAGAGCAAGCGGUACAGUUCGCCGGCAUCCAGUGCCAAGUGCAAUAUGGGGACUUCCAGGAAGAUAAACAUAAGCCUGGUUUUAUUGAGAAUCUCAGCGAGUUCCUGCCCCAGAACUACGCCAACUCCUGGGGCAUGGAGAAGAAAGUCAUCAAAGAACAUAAAAAGCACUCCGGUCUCACGCAGUUGGAGGCAAAACAUCUCUAUACCAAGACUGCGAGAGACCUACCCACAUACGGAGUCACUUUCUUCCUUGUUAAGGAGAUGCAAAAAGGCAAGAAGAAGCUGGUGCCCCGGCUUCUCGGCAUCAACUCCUCGUCGAUCCUGAGGCUGGAUGAGACCACCAAGGAGGUGCUUCAGGUCUGGCCUCUCACCCAGGUCAAGACCUACAAAGCUGGGAAAGGCGAGAUGUUCACACUGAACUUUGGAGAUUACAGUGAAAAAGAAUACUGCGUAAAGACGAACGACGCGUACCGCAUCAGGGACAUUCUUCAGGGCUACAUCGACCUGAUCCGCAAGAGAAUGGAGGCGGCCUUCAACAACUCGGGAAAUGAAGGGGGCAUCAUAUAUCAGGCCACUGUGGAGAGCGGGAAAGGUUCCACGAUGGAGGUGGUUUCACAUUCAGCACAGAAGACAGUGGAGACUUCUUUUGUCGGACCCAGCAAAAUUAUUACGGCAGAACCAGGUUCAAAGGCACAAGCUAUCGGGGCGCAGAUCCUCACCGCACAUUCACUGAUCGUAAAAAACAAACAAACAAACGAGCAGACUGCAAAGCUUACCGGUGUAACGAUGCGGGGAGAGAUGUCAAUCGACACGGGGAGAAAACUGAACGACCUAAAUGCAAAUGCAGUCAAGAUUGUUACUCUUCUCAAUGAUCCAAAUCAGGCCAACAUUGAAGCCGCAAAGCGAAUAGUCGAAGACAUCGUCAGAGACUUUCCUACCGUAGUAGCUGGUGUGAAACACUGCAUAGACCAGCAAACCGACGAAGCUGCCAAAAAGAAACUCACGUUCGAGCUGAACGAACUGAGUGACAAUGUGAACCAACUGAACGGCUUUAUGAGCCCUCAGGAUGCUCAAGAGGCUGCAAUGAGAAUAGCAGAUCUCACCACCCAGAUGUACUUCGCUCUUGAUAGCACUGUGAAGAAACGAAGCCAAUUGGUCAGGAAUUCCCGACAGAGCUUCAUAGAAGACGAUAAGACACAAGCGACGCUACAGCGUGCCUCAUUUAUCAACUGCGUAGGCGCCGCGAACCACGCUAUAGAUGACGCAAGAGAUAUCUUAACCAAGAAAUAUGACGGGCCAGCACUAAGUCCUAAAGAAGUGGAAGACUUAGAGCGCUCAGCGCGCGACCGGCUGGCCAGACUCAACGCGGCCAUCGCCAGGCUAGCUGCUGCACAUGCUGAUCCGAAGAAUAUAGACUACGCAGCCGCUGUCAGCGCAAUGAACACUAUCAAAGAACUGGUACCGAAAUUAGCGAAAGACGCCCAGUUACUUGGCUCCGUGAAAGAUGGUAAGGACAGAAGUGGCCUGCUUAAAGAAAUGCAAGAAUUAUUGGAUGCUACCGCGAUGAUGGCUCAGAACGUUGGCUGUGAUGAUUUGCAGAAAAUGCAUGAUGUAGCCGACAAUUUCGCUAAAAAGUCCCGUAGAUUGCAAUUUAUUUUUGGAUAUGGAAAUUCACCUGACAAGGAAAAUGAGAUUAAAGACUUGUCCAAAGACAUAGACGACAAGACCCGCCUGCUGGUAGCCUCGUUGAACCAGCUCGCUGGCGAGGUCAACGACCCCAUGUCGGCGAAGGUCAUCAACGCUGCCCACAAAUGUGUCAAUGCUGUCGCCGCGUUAACGUCUUGUGCUGAGCUCACAGCUUCAUCAAUCUACGAGCCAUACUGCCGCAGCGCUUUAUUAGCAACACUCGAAGACCUAUCAUCAUCAGAGAAACUCCUUGAUGCUUCCUACAAAUCCUUACUUGAUCACCCAGAGGGCAGGAAGCGAGCAGAUGCUAUUAGGAAUCAGAAUGCAGAGCUUAGAAAGGCUUUGGAUAAACUUCGGAGUCAGUUGGAUGAAAACAAUCUCGAAAAUAAGAGGAAAGAUCUUCACGGAGCUGUUUCUCGCGCUCAGGAUAUUAUCAAACAGCCCAUAUCAUCAAAGGCUCUGUCACCAGCGGACGAGAAGCAACUCAAAGAAUCGCUGGCGAAGAAACUCGCAGAACUAAACGCCGCAGUUGCUGGCCUGAUAAACGCUACAUAUGCACGCGAUUCAUCGAACAUUGACCAUGGCGAGGCUGAGUUAUCUAUGGGCGUUAUAGAGCGCUUACUGCCAGAAGUUGUUCAAGACGUAAGAGCAUUGAACAGCGGUAAGAGCCCCGCAGAAACCCGUGCUUUAAUGAAUGAACUGAACGCUUUAUGCGUUGCUACCAAUGCGCUUGCUGAUGGACACAAUUGCAAGAACCCUGGGGUACUGAAAACGAUUGCAGAUCAGUAUGCUAAGUCUGCUUCCAGACUAGCUUUCGUAUGCACGCCUCCUAGUUCAGUGCAAAAGAAUCAGGAGCAAGUAGUACACAAGGCUCAAAACGUGCUGGACCGCUCUUCAAUGAUGGUGGAAGCGGUAGACAAGUUGGUGAAGAGCCAUCCGAACGACUUCCGGAAUAGAGCCGUGGAUGAGAAGGCUCAGCAAGUGGAAAGGGCGGCGUUUGCGUUGCUUGGUACCGCUCAGGUGACAGCUCCAACCCUUAACACAUCACAAUGCCGGACAGCGCUCCACCAAGCAGCCUCGGACCUGUCUCGAGCUAUAUCUGAACUAGACACAGCCACGCACGAAUUAGUGGGAGCAGAUCUUUUGGGACAGCAGAGGAAGAACUUUGAUGAGGCGGUGCGGGAGCUGAUGGCCGCUAUUAGUGGAUUAGAAGAAGAUUCGAAGCAGCUCAACAGAACCAUGUCUGCCGAGAAAGAGAAGAAUAGAUUGAAGUUCGUCGCCUCUCGCUUGGCCGCGAAAACCGCUCUCGAUGGUGCCGUGGAAGAAUUGAAGAAGACUGGAAAGGUCGCGCCUCUGGCUCCACCUCAAGCUGCACUGCUUCAAGCGAGGCUUGCUGACAAACUUGCCACUCUUAAUGCUGCUAUUGCUACCCUUCUCACCGCUACCAGAGAUCCUGAGAAUCCCGACUACGUGCUGGCAGAAUCAGCCACCGCUACUAUACAAGAGCUUGUGCCAGACUUGAUCAAAGAUGCGAAGACUUUGCCCGCUGGGAAAGACCAAGCGGCUCGCGCUAAUAUGCUUGAGCUGUUGCGAGAGCUAUGCGAGGCCACUAAAGCAAUAAGCAGCGGCGACAAUAGCGGAAAAGAUAAGGAACUACAAGAUGCUGUAGAGAAGUACACCAAAGCAUCGGGACAGCUCGUGUAUACCUUCAAUCCUCGUGCUAACGCCGCGAAGGAAGAUCAGAUCAUUGACCUAACCAAAUCCACAUGUCAAAAGACGUCAGAACUUCUAGAGCGGGUGUAUGAUCUAGCACAGAGUGUGGAAGGCGAGGCGGCUGCAGAUUUGGACGAUCAGGGCUCCAGGCUGGCUGAUGCUGCACAGAAUCUACUCACCACUGCUGAGAUAACCGCACCAUCCAUCUCCUCCCCCCUCUGCCAAUCUUCCCUUCUAACCUCCGUCUCCGCACUCUCGUCAUCAGUAGACCAUCUUUUCUCGUCCCCUUUGCUUACGCUACCCCAGCACGCUGCUAGGAGACAGCACCUGCAAAUGGCCAGGGCCAAGGUGGACCAGGAGAUCGAGCGGCUGAAGGAGGCGUUGAAAGAUGAAAGAGUAUUAGAUGCCGCAGCCAUUGAAAAAGCAAAAAAGGAAAAACUACGUUUCAUCGCGUCUAUGGCCUCGGCAGAGGUUGCCAUCCAAAAUGCAGAGAAAGAGAUCACAGAGCCAUACGGGAAGCCUUUGCCAGCGUCAGAAGCUGCUCCACUCCAGGAGUCUUUGUCAAAUAGACUAGCAACUCUAAACGCUGCUAUCAAUUCUCUUGUAGUUGCCACAAACGAUCACAACAAUCCAAAUUACCUAGAAGCUGAGACUGCUUCAAAAACCAUCCGAGAGUUGAUACCGGAUAUCGUUAAAGAUUCGAAGAGCCUGAGCAGCACCAUGGAUCAGCAGGCAAGGAAAGACUUGCUUGAACAGAUCAAGGCACUAUGCGAGGCAACACGCUUGCUGGGGGCUAGCGCCAAAUCUGAGCAAUUGAGUCCUGAGGAGCUCAACAAAGCCGCAACACAGUUCUCGCUGGCUUCAGGCAAACUCAACUUCGUGUUCAACCCCCACACAGACCAGAAAAAGACACACCAGAUAAUCGACACGUGCAAGUCAGCUUGCAUCAAAACAUCUGAGAUGCUCCAGAAAGUUCACGAGCUAGCAAAACAGGCUGGAGCAGAUGGCAUGGCUCUGGACACCAAGGGAUCGCAGGUUUCCGACGCGGCGCGCUCUCUACUCACCACUGCACAGCUGACAGCGCACUCUGUCAACUCCUCCCGCUGCCAAGCCGCACUUCUUGACUCCUCAGACCGUCUUACAUCCUCCAUCCAAGAUCUGCAGACCACCUGGACGCCCAUCAUCAAGGCUCCGAAGUUCAAGGCCAUUGGGGAAGAGCUGGCCAAGGAGAAACAGGCGGUUGAUUCAGAGAUUGUUACUCUGAGGAGACUGCUUAAUGAUGGAUCAGGCGUAAAGGGAAAUAAACCACUAGUUCCAGCUAGAACCGACUCUGAAAAGGCAGGCAAGAAGGCGUCCGAGGCCAGAGUGAUUGGUGCCACAAGGGAGUUCCUAGACAGGCUACGACUCGAGGGUAGUAUGGAGAAGGACAGCUGCGGUGAACUAGUAAAGUCUACAACCUCAGCAGCGCACCCUCAAACUGAUGAAGAGAAACGGGCCAAGCUACAGUUUGGCAAAAGUAUCGACGAUGCACGGAAGAGCAUUUGCUCCGCUGAACAGAUACUACAGUCGGCCUUCGUGUCUGAUGGAAAAGCCCGUGCAUCUCUCGACGACGCUCAGAUCCAGGCCCUUAACAAACAGAUGGAACACAAGGUGGCGCGGGCCAACGCUGCUGCCGCUCAUUUGCUGACCUGUCGAAGUGGAGACAAUCCGGAUUACAAAAUUGGGACAAAAUGUGUUACUGUAAUUUCUGACCUCAUGCCGACCAUUGCUGCAGAUGCCAUAAGGCUGGCAGACCAGAAGGAUCCAGUAGGAAGAAAGCUCUUCCUUGGCGAUGCGUUGGGUCUCUGCACCGCUUCGAAGAACCUUUGUGACACGGCCAAGACCGACAAAAAGAAACUGAAAGAAGUCGCCGUGGAUUUCGGUAACCACUCAUCUAAGUUGCUGUACGCCAUCAGCACCGACAUCGAUCCGAACCAGGAGAAAGAGAUUCUGUUACGAGUGAAAUCGGCUGGUGACGUGGCUUGUCGUGUCACAGAGAAUUCCGCAGAGGUGCCGACGGCGGGGCGCUGUGCGAGCCAGGCUACUCUCCUCAUGUACACCGCCAAGCUCGUAGCUCCCUCAAUCCAAGAUCCAGAAUGUCAAGACGCACUCAUCACCGCCUCCAAAGACCUAUCCACGCAGUUGAAGACCAUCCCCUCAUCCAUCCCUAAGCUGACCCAGGAGAUCAUGGAGCUGGAGAAGAUCCUGGAAGCCUUGAGGAGCGAUGUGGCCAGUGGGAAGCUGGUGAAGAGGAAGGAAGAGAAGCUGGUGAUUGAGGAUACUCCGCUCAGAAGGUUGACGGCACAGAUUAUUGAGGAUUGCAAGCAAAACGCCGAAUGCACUACCAACCCUGCAGCAGAGCGGAAAGCGAUGGCUGACUUCGCCAACAAGCUCUCUGACGCCCUCAAAAUUAUGGAUGUCGCGAAUGCUAGGUGCAAGAAGGAGCCUCAUGACCUAAGAAGACGUGAGGAGCUAGAAGACGCAGUGCUGAACUUGCAACAUCUGGUACUGCAAUGCCGACCGCGUGGCGGUGCGGUUAACGAGGCACAGAGCAAUAUCGUCAAUCUUUCGGACUUCCUAACCGACGUGUCCACGGACGCGUCGCGCCUGCAGCUCGCGGCCCGGGCCGCCGCGGGCAGCGCGGCGCCGCACGCGCGCGCCGCGGCCGCCGUGCGCGCGCAGUGCCAGCAGCUCUGCGACGCCGCGGCCAGAGCCACUCCGACGCAACACGACGCGCCCAUGGUCGAUGUUGACCACGCUGCUAAGGAAUGCGUCAGCAGAGUGCAAAAAAUCAACACAACGAUAGAGUGCUGCCCCGAAGGUCCCGGGAAAACAAACCUCCAGAAAGAAGCACGCCCGCUCAACGAGAGCUGCACAUUGCUACAAUACGCAUCACAAUCAGCGUUGGCAACAGCUCAAUGUGCGGCGCUAGAUGAAGCCCUCAACGACCUUACAGAUUUGGAGAACAGGAUAGACAAGAUGCUACAGCCUAGACAGGGAGAGAAGUAUACAGCACUGUCUGCCCCCUCAGCAUCCUUACUGUCAUCUCGCGCCCGCCUCGCAACAGCUGCCGCGGGCGUCAACCGUGACGCUCAAGAGCUGGCACCUGCAUUCACUCGCUAUGUGGCUGACAUGCGCGCGCAUGUUGAUGUCGCUGAUGAACAGAAGAGGAGGAGGUUGGCAGAUCAUCUCAAGAAACUCCAGGAUCGACUGAAACUCCUUACCUUGGAGACAGGGCGACAGGUAGUGACCUGGAGGCCAGCCAACGAGGGUGAGGUGGUCACCAUCACAGAAGAUAUCCUCAAGGAAUUGGAUAACGCAGAGGCAGUAAUCGGAAUGAAAACUGAUAAAAACAAUACCAUAGCUUACGAAGACUUGAAGAAACUCCUCUUGCCAGUAGAAACUUACAAGAUGGAAGGCGAUAAGAAGAAAAUAGAAGCAAAACUAGAACCCUACGCUACGAAACUCAACUCUAUGGCUGAGACUUUAACGCUCAGUAUUGGCAAAUCGGGAUCCCUCGCUCGUACUGCCCACGUUACCGCUGAAUCUGCAGUACAGUUAACAGCAUUAGCUAAGGCCUUGAAGAGUGAUGAGGACCCGACCAGGAACAGCAAAAUAGAUGAAACGUCUCAAGAGUUAUGCUUUGUGACUUAUAAUCUCCUUAAAACUGCGGAGAUGGCCAGCAAUGAACCUCACUCGUUCGAAUCAAGAAGAAGGAUGCAAGAUGCUUACCGGUCGCUUUGUGAUGCUAUCAACAAAUUGGUCCGGGCCUCGUCAAGCGGAGACAAGCUGCAACGCGAGUGCAACGAGAUGAAUAGAGCACUGCAACUGCGUCAAAGCACAAUACAAGCUAGGCCAACAUGCGCGUUGCCGUACACCGAGUGCGUGUCCGCCUUGCAGACGCAGCAUGAGGCUAUCAAGAACCUGAAGAGUGAGGAGCCGGUGUCCAGAGAGGAGUUCAGCACCUCCCUUGACUACCUGGCGUCGGCAGUUAACAACAACGUGGACUAUGCUGAACACUGCGCUUACUUGCUGUCAGUAUCGGAGCAGCAUCCGGAACUAUCAAAAGAUGGGAUGGUGGACGCCGACCGCAUUCAGAAGCUGAUCGCGACUGCGCAGGACUCCUGCUUCCGAACCACUAGACCGGGCAUCGUGCACCAGGCAAAGGAAGAGUCGUCUCUUCUCUCUAGACAGCUCUCCGACCUCAAACAAGCCAUACAGGAGAGUGCCUCCAAAGUCAGAGACGAAGGCGCCAAGAAACGUCUCCUGGAGGCUUGCAGUAAGGUGGAGGCGGCCGGGACGAAGUUAAACUCAGAGUUGAACAAAGCCGAUGUUUCAGUGGAAACAUUGACGCCAACAGCAUUUGCGACGAUCGAGGCUCUGUCCGAGCUGCGCCGUGCCACCGAGCAUCCUGCGCUCACUCCGGUGGCCACGCCCUCGCCGGCUGCGCAGAAACGGGCCGAUGAAGUCAUACAACAAUCAAAGGAGCUGCUAACCCGGGCAUCGGGGCUUAUGAGAGCGAUAAAGACAUCAGAGAACCAGCAAGCCAUGACGUGGGUGAUGUUCAACACGUACACCAAGGGAGUCAUCGAGAUCUCGGAGAAGCUGGUCACUUGCGUCAGGGAAAACGGACAACAAGCAGGCUUGAUAGAAGGAGCCAUCGAAGAAGAUGAAGGCGACAUGACAGCAAUGAGCUACGUUCAGACGCAAGUUCUCAUCGCGAACAAAUGGCUUCAAAAGCCAUCAUUCAAGGCUCAAAUCAAGACAGAUGGAGAACAGGCUGCGAGGAAUGUCAUCGAUAUUGGGAAGAAGGUGAUGAUCCUUUUCAAAGAAGUCGACAGAGAAGAGAUGAAACACCUUAUAGAGGAGUGUGAGCAACUUUUGCAGCAGUGCAGUGCCAAAUAUACUUUGGAGACGGGCAGUGUUUUAAUGGAUCGACUGAAGGACUUGGCAAAGACAGUGGACCGCAGCAUCGUGACCAUGGUGGUGGAAGACCUUAUUGAAGAUGAGGAGCCACUGGCUGACCUUGAUGUACUGGUUGAUGGCGAGAGAGAUGAAGCGAAACGCAAGUUCAUACUAGAGCGGAAGAUAGCUGAUCUCCUCGCACACCUGGGCCGUGUGACAAAGACGGCACGAGUUGUCGCCGAUGUACAGGGCGGUGAUGGUGCCGAGCUGCAUCAAUGCACCAACCAGACGGAAUUGUUGGCUCCGAUGUUGGUGAAAGCUGCUGAAAAGAGAGUCAUGCAUCCUACUGAGACGGCGGUUGUUGAGGAGUACAGAACGCAGCUGGCGCAGUAUUCGCAGUCACUGUCCAAGGUUCGAGACCUGUGCGACCGGGCCGUGGAUCCCAUGCAGUUUGUACAAACUGCAGAGGAAACAAUGCAGCGUAUGAAAGAAGAAUCAACCGCGCAUCAAAACGACCUACAAAAGUGCUCAAACACCUCUACGGCUAUCAGGAAGCUCGCCCACCGCGUGAUCAAUGUCAGCAUGUCGUCGCAGAACGCCCAGCGCGACCCGGAGCUCAUGCGAGCGCUGACAGCCGCGCAGCAGAAGCUUAAAGAGGCUGAGCCGGCGCGGACCUUGCGAGCUAGCAAGCUGCCUGACUGGAGGGACAACAUCGCUGAGAUUCUGCGUGCCACAGGGGAAGUGGAAUCGGUGCUCGGCGGAGAGAUGAUCUUCCAGAAACAGCGUGAAACUGAUCAGCCGAUAUACAACGCAGCCCUCAACCUACACGCGGCGGUCCGCGAGUGGUCCGCCCGGGACAACGAGAUUGUCGCCGUAGCCAAGCGGAUGGCCGUUCUCAUGGCCAAACUAUCGGACCAUAUGCAUGACGACAAGAAACGCGAGGUGAUAUCAACAUCGAAGGCGAUCGUCGCCGCUUCCCACGAAGUGGCGCGUUUGGCGCGAAAACUGGCGCUCGAGUGCACGGAUAUGAGAAUAAGAACGAAUCUGCUGCAAGUGUGUGACCAAAUCCCCACCAUCAGCGGCCAGCUGAAAAUGUUGACGACAGUCAAGGGAUCUUUCUUAGGACACCAAGGUUCUGAAGAAGACAUCGAGGCGAUGAACAUGCUAAUAGGAAAUGCUCAGAAUUUGAUGAUGAGUAUCCAAGACGUAGUAAAAGCGGCUGCGAGCGCAUCGGUCAAAAUCCGCUCACAGCGCGGCGGCCCGAAGAUGCGCUGGGUACGGAAAAACUACCACUGACGAAGGACCAAAGAUUUGUACGUAGAAAUAAGUUAUAAUGUGUACAAGUGCCAUUUGUAAUUUAAUUUAAUAAAGAUUUUAUAUUUUA